This is a messenger RNA of Dipodomys ordii (Ord's kangaroo rat), 3112 nucleotides long. RefSeq names its product autophagy/beclin-1 regulator 1 (gene Ambra1). Bases 125 to 3097 code for a protein of 990 amino acids. Gene Ontology annotation, cellular component: intracellular membrane-bounded organelle. The record is from RefSeq and is a predicted model, not a curated record. Gene Ontology annotation, molecular function: protein binding. NCBI's taxonomy places the organism in Eukaryota, Metazoa, Chordata, Mammalia, Rodentia, Heteromyidae. Gene Ontology annotation, biological process: autophagy. The transcript is spliced from 16 exons.
AUUUCCAUGAAGAAAACUCACAAGGACCUGAAUGGCCUCAUUUUAGUUGCUUCAGUGUGUGGAGCUAUUACUUGCUCCUUCAUUUUUUUUUGCCUGGUGUGACCGACCGUGGCUACUGAACACCAUGAAGGUUGUGCCAGAGAAGAAUGCUGUGCGGAUACUCUGGGGCCGGGAACGGGGCACCCGGGCCAUGGGAGCUCAGCGGCUUCUGCAGGAGCUGGUGGAGGAUAAAACCCGCUGGAUGAAAUGGGAAGGCAAGAGAGUAGAACUGCCUGAUAGUCCACGCUCUACCUUUUUACUGGCCUUCAGUCCAGACAGGACUCUUUUGGCUUCCACCCAUGUGAACCAUAAUAUCUAUAUUACGGAGGUGAAGACUGGCAAGUGUGUUCAUUCUCUAAUUGGGCACCGCCGUACUCCAUGGUGUGUUACUUUUCAUCCCACCAUCUCAGGCCUUAUUGCUUCUGGCUGCCUAGAUGGGGAGGUUAGGAUUUGGGAUUUACAUGGUGGCAGUGAAAGCUGGUUCACAGAUAGCAACAAUGCCAUUGCCUCUCUGGCUUUCCACCCUACCGCUCAACUUCUGCUCAUUGCCACUGCAAAUGAGAUCCACUUCUGGGAUUGGAGUCGUCGAGAGCCCUUUGCUGUGGUGAAGACAGCUAGUGAAAUGGAAAGGGUUCGUCUGGUGAGGUUUGAUCCACUUGGACACUACUUACUCACAGCAAUUGUUAACCCUUCUAAUCAGCAGGGUGAUGAUGAGCCAGAAAUUCCCAUAGAUGGAACAGAAUUAUCCCACUACCGCCAGCGUGCCCUCCUGCAAUCACAGCCAGUUCGCCGGACACCUCUCCUCCACAAUUUCCUGCACAUGCUGUCCUCCCGCUCUUCUGGCAUCCAGGUGGGAGAGCAAAGCACAGUGCAAGAUUCUGCUACCCCCUCACCCCCACCGCCUCCCCCUCAGCCCUCCAUGGAGCGCCCCAGGACUUCCGCUUACAUCAGGCUCCGACAGCGGACCGAGCCCUUCCACCCCCUGGAGCAGGCCUCAUCAGCGCAGCAGGACCAGGGCCUCCUGAACCGGCCGUCUGCCUUCAGUACGGUCCAGAGCAGCACUGCUGGCAACACGCUCCGCAACCUCAGUCUGGGUCCCACCCGACGCUCUUUGGGAGGCUCUUUGUCUAGCCACCCUUCUAGGUAUCACCGAGAACUAGCUCCUGGACUGACAGGAUCUGAGUGGACCCGGACAGUACUUAGUCUGCACUCACGCUCUGAGGCAGAAUCUAUGCCCCCACCUAGGACCAGUGCUUCUUCAGUAAGUUUGCUGUCUGUAUUGAGACAACAGGAAGGUGGCUCUCAGGCAUCGGUGUACACUUCAGCUACAGAAGGGCGGGGUUUUCCAGCAUCAGGUUUGGCACCUGAGUCAGAUGGAGGGAACAGUUCCAGCCAGACCAACUCUGGCAGCAUUCGCCAUGAGCUUCAGUGUGACCUGAGACGUUUCUUUUUGGAGUAUGACCGGCUGCAGGAGCUGGACCAGAGCCUGAAUGGGGAAACUCCUCAGACUCAGCAGGCCCAGGAAAUGCUCAACAAUAACAUCGAAUCUGAGAGGCCAGGCCCUUCCCACCAGCCCACCCCUCACAGUAGUGAGAACAAUUCCAACCUGUCCCGGGGCCACCUCAAUCGUUGCCGUGCUUGCCACAAUCUCCUGACUUUCAACAAUGAUACUUUGCGUUGGGAAAGAACCACACCUAACUACUCAUCUGGUGAGGCUAGCUCCUCCUGGCAGGUCCCAAGCACCUUUGAGGGCAUGCCAUCAAGUGGCAACCAGUUACCACCUCUUGAGCGAACUGAGGGCCAAACACCUAGCUCCAGCAGGCUGGAGUUGAGCAGCUCUGCUAGUCCACAGGAGGAAAGGACUGUGGGGGUGGCCUUUAACCAGGAGACAGGCCACUGGGAAAGAAUUUACACCCAGUCCAGCAGAUCUGGAACUGUAUCACAGGAGGCCUUACAUCAGGAUAUGCCUGAGGAAAGUGCUGAGGAAGAUUCACUUAGGAGGAGGCUGCUGGAGUCUUCUCUCAUUUCAUUAUCCCGUUAUGAUGGAGCAGGAUCCAGAGAGCACCCAAUUUACCCAGACCCAGCGAGAUUAUCUCCUGCUGCAUACUACGCCCAGAGGAUGAUCCAGUAUCUCUCACGGAGAGACAGUAUUCGCCAGCGCUCCAUGCGCUACCAACAGAACCGUCUCCGUUCUUCCACCUCCUCUUCUUCCUCAGACAACCAGGGUCCGUCAGUAGAGGGAACUGACUUGGAAUUUGAGGACUUUGAGGACAAUGGUGACAGAUCUAGGCACCGAGCGCCCCGCAAUGCCCGGAUGUCUGCACCUUCACUUGGACGCUUUGUUCCAAGUGAAAAUCGACUCUCUGGGGCAGUGAUUGGUGAUGGACAGUCUGCCGUAGCCAGUAACAUUGCCAAUACGACCUACCGGCUCCAGUGGUGGGACUUCACUAAGUUUGAUCUUCCAGAAAUCAGUAAUGCCUCUGUGAAUGUGCUGGUACAGAACUGCAAGAUCUACAAUGAUGCCAGCUGUGAUAUUUCUGCAGAUGGACAACUCCUGGCAGCUUUCAUCCCUAGCAGCCAGAGGGGCUUUCCUGAUGAAGGCAUCUUGGCAGUGUACUCCCUGGCUCCUCAUAACCUGGGGGAAAUGCUUUAUACCAAGAGAUUUGGUCCCAAUGCCAUUUCAGUGAGCUUGUCUCCAAUGGGCAGAUAUGUAAUGGUGGGCUUGGCCUCAAGAAGGAUCCUACUGCAUCCCUCCACGGAACACAUGGUAGCCCAGGUCUUCAGACUGCAACAGGCUCAUGGUGGUGAAACAUCCAUGAGGAGAGUUUUCAAUGUCCUUUACCCAAUGCCUGCUGACCAGCGGAGACAUGUAAGCAUCAAUUCUGCCCGUUGGCUGCCUGAGCCAGGGCUUGGCCUGGCCUAUGGCACCAACAAAGGAGACCUGGUGAUCUGCCGACCAGAGGCCUUAAACUUUGGUAUUGAAUACUACUGGGACCAGCUGAAUGAGACUGUGUUCACCGUCCAUUCCAGCAGCAGGAGCAGCGAGCGGCCUGGGUAAGCUGAAGUAGGAGAG